UUACUGCUCUAUAACAGAUAGAAAAUCAACAAGGUCGUUCUUCUACCGGAUAUAUUAGUGUUAGUGAUUAUAUAUACAUAACACAACGGAUUUUCAAUGCCUGACAGUUCCAAACGUGGUUUAUUUGUGGUUUUCGAAGGUGUUGAAAAAUGUGGCAAAAAGACACAAUCAGAACUAUUACAAGAAGCUUUAACUCAAAUUACUGGCAAACAAGCUUUGUUGAUUCAUUUUCCUGAUAAAAGUACACCAAUAGGGAAACUACUGACUGAAUACUCUGAUGGAAAACUCCAACUGGAACCACAUGCAGCUCAUCUUCUUUAUAUAGCUAACAGAUGGGAACGUCAAGAUGAAAUUUCGAGUGCAUUAAAAGCUGGUAUUAGCGUUGUCGUAGAUCGGUACAGUUAUUCUGGGAUUGCUAACACAGCUGCUAAAUUUCACCCACUCUCUGAAUUUGAUUGGAAAUGGUGCCGUUCUAUGGAAUACGGGUUAUUGCAACCAGAUUUUAUAUUUUGCCUUGCUCCAGAAAAUUUUGCUGAAAUUUCAGUUCGUGAAGCCUUUAGUGACAAAAAGUUUGAAACAAUGGAUUUUCAAAAGCGAAUUCUUAUUUAUUACGGUCGUUUAUCACGCGAGAUGGAGUCUGAGUUAAGUGAGAAUGAUGAUACAAAAGAUCAUGAACCGCGACUUUGGCAUUGGAUACCAGCAACAGGUCAAACUGUGGAUGAGACUCAUUCAUGUAUAAUGUCGAUUAUUGAUUCCAAAUUAUAAGUCAGUUUCUUAAUAAAAUUAUCUAUACAUUAUAUUUACUUUCGACUAUG
This is a messenger RNA of Schistosoma rodhaini, 815 nucleotides long. The record is from the annotation of a GenBank genome assembly. Lineage: Eukaryota; Metazoa; Platyhelminthes; Trematoda; Strigeidida; Schistosomatidae.